AUGCGUAAAAUGUCACAGUUAACUUUCUUCUUGUUCGCUGCAUUGGUUAGUCUGGGUGCCUGCCAGCAAUGUUCUCAAGGAUGGACCUACUUCCAAGGAAGAUGCUAUGGGUAUGGAAACACGGCCACCUCGUGGGCCAGUGCUCAGGUCAUGUGCCAGUCUCAGGGUGCUACAUUGGCCGAGGUCUCAACCACAGAAGAAAACAAUUUUGUGUCGGCAAUUGCCAGGACUAGAAAGGGCACAUGUGUAUGGCUUGGCGCAACGGAUAUUUUCAGAGAGGGAGAUUGGAAGUGGACAAACAGGAGAGAUUUCAGCAACUUCACCAACUGGAGCGGGGGUGAACCAAACAACCUUAAUAAUGUUGAGAAUUGCCUGAACAUGUUCCAACGUCUCAACUACCGUUGGAACGAUGAAAAUUGCAACAGCAACUGCAACUUUAUCUGUGUCGGGCCUGCCAACAACCAUUUAUCAGCUGCAGAGGUUCCAAUUUCUAAAUAA
Molecule: messenger RNA, 498 nt
Organism: Candidula unifasciata
Lineage: Eukaryota; Metazoa; Mollusca; Gastropoda; Stylommatophora; Geomitridae
Source: the annotation of a GenBank genome assembly